AUGCUCGGUUUUGAUAUCCCUGAUGCUAUUUCGCUUCUGCGAACGGACGAGUUGUAUGUGGAAUCUUUUGAGAUAAAGGAUGUGAAGACCCUUAAAGGGGAGCAUCAGUUGCGAGCUAUCAGGAGAUUGUCAGGGAAAGGAGGGAAGACGAGAUUCGCGAUUGAGAAUUCAACAAAGACAAGGAUUGUGAUUGCAGACACAAAGAAUGAUUCCUUAGUUUCAGAGAAUCAAACUACUAGUUCCUUAGCUAACAUCACAACACAACAGAGGGAAAUAUAUACACACUUAUACUCUUUAACACUAGAAUAUGUUCUUUAUUGCAUAUUGAGAGCCUAA
Messenger RNA from Arabis nemorensis, 336 nucleotides. The record is from the annotation of a GenBank genome assembly. Lineage: Eukaryota; Viridiplantae; Streptophyta; Magnoliopsida; Brassicales; Brassicaceae.